Molecule: messenger RNA, 1420 nt
Organism: Dothidotthia symphoricarpi CBS 119687
Lineage: Eukaryota; Fungi; Ascomycota; Dothideomycetes; Pleosporales; Dothidotthiaceae
Product: Formyltransferase
Exons: 2
Coding region: 1-1095 (364 amino acids)
Biological process (GO): biosynthetic process; conversion of methionyl-tRNA to N-formyl-methionyl-tRNA
Cellular component (GO): mitochondrion
Molecular function (GO): methionyl-tRNA formyltransferase activity
Source: RefSeq, a predicted model, not a curated record
AUGCUCUGGAAACUGCCAUACCCUGUCCGCUCUUUAGUGUUGCCAACGCUCCGCAGACACGCUUCGACAGAAGCACCGACUCGCGCUGCGGAACCGUUGCGCAUAUUGUUUUGUGGCUCGGACGACUUCAGCAUCGCGUCGUUGCGCGCCUUGUGCGCGGCAAAGCGUGUUGCGCCCAAGCUCAUACAUUCGAUCCAUGUCGUCCAUCGACCAGCAAAGCCUGCAGGCCGCGGUCUGAAGACUCUGAGAGAUGUACCCAUUAAGCAUGUAGCUUCCGACGAGCUGUGCCUAGACACCCAUGCGAUUGAUACCUUUACCGGAUGGACACCGCCUAUUCCCAUCAACCUUGUCGUCGCCGUGUCCUUUGGCCUCUUCGUCCCUCCACGAAUACUCAACCUCGCGCAGUACAGCGGUCUUAAUGUCCACCCGUCUCUCCUUCCCGACCUGCGAGGUCCAGCACCCAUAGAGCAUGCUAUCCUCAAAAGGCGCCGUUACACCGGUGUCUCCAUACAGACCUUGCAUCCGACACAAUUCGACCAAGGCACUAUACUUGCCCAAACGCCAAGUCCAGGUGUGGAAAUUUCUCGGGGAUUGACAUCAGCGAAUCUAGAGAAACAGCUGGCUGAAGCAGGAGCCGAGCUGUUGGUAAAAGUCCUCAAGGAACAUAAGUUUGUUCCCCCACUUGACAAUGUAGGGUGGUAUGCGAACCCAGACGACCCUACCAGGCCUGUUGACCAUGCGGAAAAGAUCACGAAGCAGCAUCGCUUUAUUGACUUCAGCAAAUGCACCAUGGAUCAGAUCCUUGCCGUUCAGCAUGCACUGGACAACCCUUGGUGCAUCCUACCCAAUGGCGAUCGCCUAAUUCUCCACCAAGUCGUAGAUACUGGCAAGGCGGGUCUAUCCCAGCGUGAACCUGGUAUCUGGGCGCAGAAAGGUUACAACUACCCAUUGUUUCAGAGUGCUGAUGGGCAAGUAGGUAUCAUUGUGAAAAGCACAUACGCAGGGUCGAAGACAGGUCAGGGAAAUGCGAAGCUAUUGCGCUUGUUGCCAGCCCAGGAUCAUGAUGAUAGUUACAGCCUCGACUCCGCCGUAUAGGUCUUCACUCUUCGUUUGCUCUCCAUCACUUCAAACGCCCCCAUCCUUUCUUUUGUUCCAAGUAGUACAUCGUGAGCAACGAAAUAAGUAUAUGCAACGCAGUGAGCGCGUAUCGGUGUCUCUAUUCUAUUAGCCCCCACAGAGGUCCAUGCAUGGUCAUAUCUCUAGAGCGGAAUGUUCGCUUGGGCCAUUGAGGAAUAAAUGGUCCAACAGCUACAUCGGCGAUCGGUGCACAAAAAUACGGUUUGAAUGCGAAUGACCGAAGUUCAAAAAAAUCUCCCCCGGGAAGGCUCGAACUUCCAGCCUCCAGAUUUGCUUGUAUCCG